CAUCGCGACAUCAUUGAAUCAAUCUUACUGGCCACAAACCACAAUCUUAGAACCUCAAUACCUUUGGAAACCUUUGCAAAUACACUCCUAAACAGCAACAAAGUCUUUAUACUCAUAUUGUGCUUGGCAUUAUAUAUAAAUAUGCCUAUACGAAUUCUAUGUCUGCACGGCAGGGGUUCUAACACCGAGAUUUUCCGGAUGCAAACGGCAGGUAUACGCAGCUUACUGGAGCCAGAGUACGAAUUUGAAUUUGUGGAGGGCCGGUGGCCCCAUUUGGAGGGUAACUGGUCUCUACACACAGUCGACUUUUCAAAGUCAAAUCUGUAUGGGUUUUACAACAUGUUGGAUAUCGAUGAUAUUCUGGCCACCGAGAACGAGCUGCGUCAAGUCAUAGAGGACCAUGGUCCAUUCGAUGGUUUGUUAGGAUACUCCCAGGGUGGAUCGAUGGCCGCUCAAAUCGCCAUCCGGCUCCUCAUAGAGAACCCAUACGCCACACCCCAGGAGUUACCAAUCAAGUUCCUGGUGCUCAUCAACAGCGCCGUACCGCCUUUCAUCAUGCCGCUGGAUGAGCAAGAAGUCACGGACCUACCGAUUGAGGAGGCGCCAAAGCUGCAGAUGCUAUUCGACGUCUUCAAAGCGAACCCCGCCGAUCACCUGGACAAAGUGCGGCCGGCGAAGCUUGCCAACGGUAGACAGGCUCUCGUGAGCAAAACGCACUACAUGACGUUUUUCGACAAGGCUUGGGACGGCCACCCACUAUCCAUGCCUUCGCUGCACAUUACCGGCCUGGGUGACGCCCCAGAGUACGGCCAGCAACUGUUUGAUAUUGCCGAACCCGGCCAAGCGGAGCUGAUUGGGCAUGUGUUUGGGCACGACUUCCCGCGAGGGCUGGAUAUGAACAAGACAAUUGCCAGGUCGAUAAGGGCGCUGGCGGAUAGAGCCUUGUAGAAAGUCCAAAACGGACACGGCAGCUUUCACAGCUUCUUUCUAUGAACGUAGCUAUAGCGUACCCAGUUUCCACUCAAUGCCACUCUGUGAUUGUUUCAAAGCAGUCUAUCUAUACCCACGCCUGACCUCAAAACUGUACCU
This is a messenger RNA of Colletotrichum destructivum, 1089 nucleotides long. Its product is annotated as Putative serine hydrolase FSH, alpha/Beta hydrolase. Gene Ontology annotation, molecular function: hydrolase activity. Lineage: Eukaryota; Fungi; Ascomycota; Sordariomycetes; Glomerellales; Glomerellaceae. Gene Ontology annotation, biological process: secondary metabolic process. Gene Ontology annotation, cellular component: nucleus; cytoplasm. The record is from RefSeq and is a predicted model, not a curated record. Bases 142 to 948 code for a protein of 268 amino acids. The transcript is spliced from 5 exons.